CCCGCCGCGCCGCGCACCGGAUGAUGCCCCCGCGGGGGGCGGUGGGCUCCUGCCGCCGGCGGCGCCUGGCGCCCCUCAACGAGGACAACGGGCGGUUCCUGCUGCUGGCCGCCCUCAUCGCGGCGUACCUGAGCGCCGGCGCCACCGUCUUCUCGGCCCUCGAGAGCCCGUCGGAGGCGGCGGCGCAGCUGCGCUGGAACCGGACCCUCCACAACUUCAGCCGCAUCUUCAACAUCAGCCUGCCGGAGCUGCGCGCCUUCCUGCGGAGCUACGAGGCGGCCAUGGCCGCGGGCAUCCGGGUCGACGCCCUGCGGCCCCGCUGGGACUUCCCCGGCGCCUUCUACUUCGUGGGCACCGUCGUCUCCACCAUAGGUUUUGGAAUGACCACACCAGCAACCGUGGCUGGAAAAGUGUUCCUCAUUGUUUAUGGCCUUUUCGGGUGCGCCGGGACUAUCCUCUUCUUCAACCUCUUCUUGGAGCGCAUCAUCUCCCUCCUGGCAUUUAUCAUGAAGGCGUGCUAUGAGAGACAGCUGAGAAGAAGUGGUCUCCUACCUCCCAACUUCCGAAGGGGGCCAGCUGUGUCCGGGGUGGGCAGCCUCGUGGGCUGGAAGCCGUCCGUUUACCACGUCAUGCUGAUCCUGGGAAUUUUUGCUAUUGCCCUUUCCUGCUGCGCCUCCGCCAUGUACACGGCAGUGGAAGGAUGGAACUACGUUGACUCCUUGUAUUACUGCUUUGUCACCUUCAGCACCAUCGGCUUUGGAGAUUUGGUAAGCAACCAAAACGCUGUGUACCAACAUCAGGGAUUAUACAGAUUCGGGAACUUCAUGUUUAUAUUAAUGGGAGUAUGUUGCAUAUACUCCCUUUUUAAUGUCAUCUCAAUCGUAAUCAAACAGAUUUUGAACUGGGUGUUGAAAAAAUUCGAAUGCAGAUGUUGCCCAAAGUGCCGUAAAUCCAGUACCCGCCUCAGCCGUCGCAACGCCAUCACCCCAGGAGCCCGCCUGCGCCGCCACAACGUCGCCAUGGACGCUGACGGACAGUACGACAGCGACACCGAGGGCAGGAGGCUCUCUGGAGAGAUGAUCUCCAUGAGGGAGCUCACAGCAUCCAGUAAAGUCUCGCUGGCCAUUUUGCAGAAGCAGUUGUCCGAGACAGCGAAUGGCUACCCGAGGAAUGUCUGUAUCAAUACGAGACAGAACGGUUUCUCUGCGGGGGUGGGGUCUCUGGCCAUCAUGAACAACCGCUUGGCAGAAACAAGUGAUUCUAGGUAGAGUUUUUGGAAUUCCAUUUGUUUCUUAAAUAAAAAUAGAAUGGUGGUUAGGGUGGAAUUACCACUGUAAGCUACUGGGAAGUUUUACAUUUCAGAGACAGCCUUGGUAUUCAUUGGGUGUUCAGCAUUUUACUUUCUGGGGGUUUUAUAAGUUUUCUCUAAGAGGGUUUUAAAUGAGACUUGGAUGUCUUUGAUGUAGAAUCUGGUGCAGUUACGGAGGGAUGGUGUGCAUGGCUUGGAUGGUGUCAAAACCAACAUGUUCUUCUUCAGAACAGCACCUGAACCCAAACUCUUAUGUUAAAGGCAUAACGCGAGUUGCGCUCCAGAUUCACACAUGGGGUUGGUAAGUUUUGGCUAACCAGUAUCUCCCAGUUUGCUGAAGUCUGGAUCUGGUCCUGAGCCUUGUACUCAAUGCUCUUCAGCAACUCCUCGUAGCAGGCCUCUGUAUGACAUACACGUAGGUGACUGUUGUCACACCAGCUUUAGGGUGACUGUGCUUCACUUCACUAAUCCCACUGACUUCAGUGGCAGAGGAUGGAAUGGGCCGAACUCCCCUCCUACAAACGAUAGGGUUUAGCCAGGCUUGUCUGAAAGACCACCUGCCACGUAACUCUUAAAAGUCAGGGGAUUAUCAAGGACCAUGAUAAAGUGUGCAGAACUGUUCCGACCUACUGAGUAACAGAAAACAGGCAAUUGUCAUCUUCAGAACUGACUACAUUUAAUGCAAGAGAAGCCAGUAUGCACCUCUGGUGUCAAAUGUUUGCAUCACCAGAAAACUGCUUACUUCCUUACUUUCUCAUUGAAAUAAGUCACUAAAAUGAAUGUAGGCUCUCUGUUGUCUUAAAUUUGCAUCUUUUACUUCUGCAGUAUUGUUGCAGAGAUUCAUGCAAAUCAUUUCCUUGCAAUUCUUUGAGGGCCCCAACCCUGUACUUGUUUCCCACAAAUCUGAUUGUGCAGGUUGUACAGAAGAGUACAGAAGAGCAUUGCUUUGGAGUUCCCCCAGAAGCUGGCUUCCACCAAAAUGUUGAUACCAAGUCAUAAAUUGGCCUUUGGCUGUUGCUGCUACCAUCUUAAGCCAUAUUUAACCUGUGCUAGCCCAAACCACUGAAGAGCCAAAAGCAAACCUGGUCAGGACUGUGUAGUUUAGCAUGAUAAGUGGAUGCAGAGGAUUUGCUGCAAACCUCUUUCAAAAAUACACGCACAGCUCUGGAUCUGUUCUCUAAAUUUUCUCUACUAUACUGUGAAGAUAAUAAAAAGGCUUCUGCUGAUUCCAAGCAAGAAACAAAACUUAAGCUUGUGUUCUGAGAAGCUUUCUCUUGGAAAAUUACUGGAAAAUUGUAGGUGAGACCAUGAGUAGUAGGUUGGUCACUGAAUAAAUUGAACAAGCUGAUGAACAAAAACUAGGAAUAUUAGAAAUGUUUGAAAAUGUUUCCAUGAAGUUUUAUAUAGGUAUUUUGCUCUAUUUACUUUGCUUUGCAUGGGUUUGGAGUAGCCAUCAUUUUUGCUUUAUUUUAAAUUUGUAGCAGUGCAAAGUGUUUUGGAAUUUACCCUUGGAAAACCAACUUUAAAUCUGAGGUUUUGCACACCUGAGCCUGCCAGCUGAAUUAAUGCAGUGAUUGUAUCUUUUUUCUUAACAAAAAGGAAUCAGAGCUGCAGAUAAACCAUCACACAUGGGUCUGUAUCACACUGUAAAUGUCACAGCUUUUAUCAAGAUGUGUUUGGCCAGAAACAAGCAGUGAUGAUUGUAAUGUGUUUCCUGCUGGCACAGACACACUUCAGAUUCUGUGGUAUGGUAGGGCUGCAUUCAAGAGGCAGGAGCUUUCUUGGUGGUAGAGAGACUCCUCAAGGUCCAUCUCAACAAGUGCCUUCCUGUCUGUGCACUCCUCCUCUUUGAGGAGGCAGGAGGAGGUGUUUGCUGCUCCUUUUGAAGGCCACUGAAGGAUACAUUUAGGCAGGAUCAGGGACAGCUCACAGUCUGGAAAAAGCUCUGACUGCUGGAAGACCCAGUUCAGGCAGAUGCCUUCCAGAGAUUCAAGGGAAACAGCACAGGCAGGGAACCAAAAGGAUGAAAGUUUAUUAUUUCCCUUAGGGAUUACUCCCGCAGGUAAAUAUCUUACUAGGAUGAUUUAUGUGUUUGGUUAGUAAAAGUGUGAAUGGUGCCCUGCUCUUUUUUUGCAGCACAGCCUCUCUUAGGGUUUUAUCUUGGUGCAUUUGUCAUCAUGGGGAUUGUUACUCAUUAGAACUAUUACAUAAAUCAGGGCAGACAGGCUCUGUCCCAAAGGAUUUAGGAAUUUGAACUGAUAGGGCCCCAAGCCACAGCAGAAUUGCCUGUAUAUUAUUUUGUUCAUAAAAACAUGCUCAACUGUAUCAACAUUUUGUGAGCUCAAGAACUCUUUAUUUUUAUGGUAACAAUUUUGCAAAUUAAGGUUUGUUUUAUUUUUUCAGUGAGUUGUUUUAAAGGAUAAAUAUUAUAACCAUGAUUAGAAUCCUUUUAAAACUGUAAAUUUGUGAAUUGUUUUCAAACUACUUAUUCCAGCCUGGCAAAUACAGUGAAGUAAUAGGAAAUUGUACAUACCUACUCUGUACUUUUUCUGAGUCCAGGCAAAGGCAGACACAGUCUGCUGUAACAUGAUUGAAAUGUUUCCAAGUGUUUCUGGUAGCAUCAGUCACAAGGGUGCCUUUGCAGGACCCUUUGCAGUUCCUAUUAACUCCAGAGGAAGCUGGACCAGCUCCUACAGCUGGGCAUCUCAAGGAAUUUGGGCAUCAGAUUGCUGCUCUGUUCACUUAGAUCUGAUGUUUACUUACACCCAAGGUCCUUGAUAAUCUCCAUUCUGCUUGUCUCUAGCCUCAGAGGAAGUGCAUGCCCAGUUAUUUCCCAGUGGCCCUGUUGCCUGCAGGUCUCAUAUCCCCAGAUGCUGACAUAAGUCAACCACAGGGACUGCCAGGUCGUAUCUAGGUCCUGUAAAAAUCCCCAAACCCAUCUGGCUCAGCAAAGCUCAGUUUAUGGGGGUCAGAGCACAGUUACUGACCUAGGUUUCACUGGGAAGCAUCUGCUGAAAGGUGGCCUUGCAGUUCCCUCAUAUUCAGUAGCAGACACAUUUUUCAAGGAUGCAUGGAAACCAAGCUCUGGAUCUCUGCUCUUCAGCCUGCCAUCCCUACCUGGGCAUCCAUCACCCCUGUGCAUGAGAACAUGGACCAAGAGGACAUAGGAGGUUUGAGAUCAGUCUUUCCUAGUCCCUUGUGCUCUUUCUUUAGCUUUUUUUUUAGUGACAGCUCCUCUUUGAACUUGCCAGGCUCGGGCACCUAACUCCUCUUUCAUGCUGUGUGGUCCAGCCAGGAUUCCCCAGGGCAGCCUGCUCCAUUGGUGAAUUAACCCCCAAACGUGCACCAGUUGCACCAAGUACAAUUCCUCCUGGUAUUUCAUUUUCACAGACAAAGCAGAUACCAGCAAUACCUGGACACAGACUGAAGCACAAGAAAUCAGAAGGAAAUGGGAGGAACAGAGUGGGAAACUGAAAGCACACUGCACUAGAUUGCACUUUCUUUUCAGGUAACUUGGGAGCUGUAUUAUGUUCUUGAAAUGUGGUGAUUUUUUUUUUUCAAAUUUAAUUAUAGGUAGCCUUGAAAGAUUACAGUUGACUUAGAUUUUAAAAGUUUACCUUCCCUGGUACAACCCCCUCUGCACCACCCUGUAGAACAGCAGUAGUAACUCUUCACUGACACAGACCAAGACAUCCCAGCUGCCCGCUGAGCCUACAGGCAGCACAGACCUGAGCCCCCCUGCAGAAGCAGCAUUGCACAGCAAUGCAUACAAAGGUUCUUUAGGCAGUUACCAGCUCUGAUUGUAACCAGAAUUACUGGUGGAAGACAGUAAUACCUCUAGAGCUCUCUGGGAGUGCCCUGUGCCCUGCUCAGGUUACCCAGAAAUGCCCCUGUUGGUGAAGUGCUGCUGUCCCAGCACAGCUUCAGUGCUGGCCCUCAGUCUUUUCUCCUCCCCAGCUUUCUGUGGGUGAAAAUUUGAUAAUAUUGUGACCAUUUACCCAUAUUUCAGUCAUACCUUGCUGCUGAAAGACUUCAGCAGAAGGGGAGGUCAUAUAGCCAGGCACAGUGGGCUCAGUAUAAACCUGAUUGCCUGUGUGGCAUGAAUUUAUGACUCUAUGGAAAUUAGCUGUAGCAAUGUAACCAUUUUAGUAUUUUUCUAGCCUUUAACUUGAAAAAUAUUCAGUGGCAAAUCAUCGCAGUGAAUGUUCAGAGCUAAUAUCAAGAAAAUCAUACUUUGCUGAUUGCUAGCCUAGCAAAUCUGUGGGUAUGGCUGCUGCUCUAAUUGGAUUACUAAUGUGCCUUUGCAAACCAACACACGUCUGCAGUGUUACAUUUAAAUAAUACAAUAAAUGCUGUGUUACAUAAUAAAUACAAUUAGGAACAUUUACUACUUGACUCACACAAAAUAACUAAUGAAGGGUGCAUUGCAUAUUGUACAACCAGUAUGCAAUUUUCAAUUUUUUUUUUUGUGAAUAUGUCCAUAUUUGAGCUCAAAUUAUGCUUUCAUGAAUGCUAGAAAAAGAGAAGCACUACAUUGUGGAAAAUAAAGGAAAGUAUGGAGAGUUCCACUGAGUUUUGACACAGAGGCUAUGUAUGUUAGCACAUACACAGUAAAGGGUUCAUUUUGAAUUUUAAAUGUGUUGUGUAGUAAUGGCACUGAAGUAAAGAAACUACUUUAAUUUACAUGGCCAUAGUCUGAAUGCAGCUACCAAUAAAUAUACGUACACUUUUUCUUUCUCUCCUUGUUUGCUAAAUGGGUAACAUCCACCCUUUAAUUAAAUUAUCUCUUUAAACCCUCGAAAAUGCAAUUGCCCUACAUUUUGCAUAGGCAAAAAGGGGUCUAAGAUCAAAUCCUAACUUCCAACUCUAAGGAUCUAGAGUGGUGUAGUUUAGCUUUGAAGUGGGGCUGCAGAUGAGCAGCCUUCACAUGCAUUGUGUUUCCUCCUUCCCUGGGCAAAAAAAAAGGAGUAAAUACAGAUACAGGUUAUUGUAGAUUACCCAAAAAAGUCUGGCAAUUUAGCAUGAGGGGAAAACAACAGCAAGUGUGCUGUUAUUGAGGAGUGAAAAGUGUGGGGAAAGGGGGAAGUUUAGAAGUGUUCUCCAGCAAAUCCAGCAGAAAACCAAAGACUUGCUUUGCAUUAGCUCGUGUGUUUAUUCCUCGUCACACAACGCUGUGACACUGUCACCCCCCAAGGAGCUUCUGUGGCAUCAUGGGCUCAGCUACCUCGUCUGGAACGUGGAGAGAGAUAUUUCUGACAAAAAAUGUGAGGUAUUUCUCACAAAAUACCUUUUCCUGUGGGGAAAGGGACUGCAUGCAGUCACCAUCUUCAUUCAGCGCUGAUUUUGGGAGGUCAGUUGGCAGUUUUUACUGGGAAAGCAGCCAUGCUGGUCCCUUACACUGCUGAUCAAUAUUUUGGGUGUAUCAGAGGUGCAGAUUGCCAUGCCUCCAAGUCCUCCUAGUCCCAGGGCCAUGUCACACCCAGGUGUGUCUCAGCCUGCUCCCAAGCCCAGACUUGAUGUGAGGAUGUAGCUGGGUUUGAAAGUGUGUAGCAUCCCAACAUCCUAUCAUCAACAUCCCAAGUGUUGUCAGGAUCAGACCUUCUGCAGGUGAUGCUUUUCAAACCUAAGGAACAUAUAGAAGUCUCCAUAUUCCUUUUGUACUUUGCAGACUGUAAGAGUACUUUUUAAAGCCAGUGAGUCAAUACAAGAUUAAUGCUUUUAUAAUAACAUACAUAAACAACAUGGAAAAAUUACUACUAUUUCUGACAAUGUGCAAAUCAAAUGCCAGGUUUUCUCAAUGGGUAUAAUUUCCAGGCAAGUAAAAUUAUGUCCAGGAGAUUUUUUUGCUCAUAGUAUCAUCCAUGGGCUGCACAGGCAGUGCAAGAAUUCAGUUCCAGUUUUAUUGUAAAACCUCAGUAUCUGAAAGCACAAUGUCUAAAAUAUGGUUUGGGGAUUGUUUGUGGGGUUUUUUUGUGUGUGUGUAAACAUUGUUUAUUUACAAAAAUAAAAUUACUAUAAUUCUACAGAUACAACCCAUUUUUAGCUCACUAGAAUACUACUUUGUUGGAUACUCUCAGCAAAAAUAUUCAUUCCAAAUUUGCAGCCAAUUUAAAUUACUUGAGUUUUGAGAUAACCUGUUGAAAAGCAUUCUUGUUUAUUUUGUUUAUUUUUGAAAGGGCACAGCUUGGUAGAUAUCUUUAGCUGACCUGGCAUUGCUGUCUCCUUCUACAAACCUCAAAAUUUUACAUCUGGAGCUAAUUCCCCUGGUUUUGGUAUUUGCUCAUUUCUGCAUUGAAUUCUAAAAGGAACGAUCAGUUCAGUGCUGUUUUCUAGUUGGUAUGGCUUUCCUUUUUGCAUUGAUUGCAAAUAACUGAAAUAUGAACACCAGCAAAUAUUCCCAGACACAUCAAAAUUAAUCACUUUUCUGAACGUUUUUCUUUUUUAAAUUGUUUUGUAAAAUCUAGAAUCUGAUUGUAAAUUGUAUCGUGGCUGGAAUUAGCAAACCAAAUAUUUUUUCUACCAACAGAAUUACUUGACAUGAAUUCUGUGAAGGAUUCUAAUUCAGUUGUGUGUAACAAUACUUGCCUAUUUCAUUUGCCUAUUCUGUCUAAUUUGUUUCAAAUUCUUAAAGUCAGAAGUAUGAAAGCCCAUUUAGAAAAUGCCCUAUGCUGUACAUUUACUCCUACGAAUAGAGCUUUUAGAGGGAUUGAAACCAAGCCUAUCUGAUUGCUGCAAACAGAAUUCCAUGUAUAAGCCUUCAAAAUCUGAAUAUUUGUACCUGUUUGGCCAUUGUAAACCAAGGGCAUGUUAAUGUGGUUCCAGUUCAAGCAAAGAAACAUAAAUCACAGGGCUCAACUGGCUGCUCACCACCUUUAUCAAACAGGCCACAUAGCUACAGGGUCAAGGGUGAUGGAUGGGCUCGUGACACCCAACAAUGUUAUUUUGGAGGGUGGUUUGGUGGCUGGGAGUUGGCACUUGAGGUGGUUAAAGCGGCUUGGCUGGGUGGAUCCAGGCAGUUCCCUUUGCUGAGCCUCAGGAGAUGUUUGCCACAACUAAAAAAGUAAAAAUUAUAAUGGACUUAGCAUUGAGCCUCUCCUGAGAAGCACAGCAAAGUGCUGUAGCCUGUGCUAGGCUGCUCCUGGUUCUGGCCACCUUGGAACCCUUGUUUGUUCCUGAAACUGGAGUGUUUGGCACACUCCAGUUUGCUCUUUUCAGUGUCUCUGCACUGGCAAAGCACUGAUCCUGCUGUGAUCCUUCUCAUAAAAUGGAUAGAGAGAUUUGUUUAGAUUUUCCAUAUGAUGACAGCAUAUAUAAAUAUUACAAGAUUAAUUACCAAGUCUGGCUAUAUUUGCUAGGAGAUCUUUAUCAGUAAAAUAAGAAAAAUUGUCUCACCAGUACAGUGAAUCAACAAAAGUAAGUGGUGUUCUGAACAGAAAGUAAGGUGCUAAAAUAUACAAUUGGACCCCAAAGCUCAGGCAUGUGUCACAAAAUUAUCAUUCUUUUCCAAUGCUCAAUGCACCUGCGUCUUUUGGGAAAAUGCCUUGGUUUCUGCCUGCACCAGGGUGUGCAAGGCUUACAUUUUCUGUGUCUGUAAGAAAGCAAAAUGUAUCUGAGGACAUUCCUUGGUCUGCACAGCACUCAGGGGUGGGCUUGCUUCCAUUCCCAAAAUUAAGCAUGCCCAUGGACCAUGAAUAUUGGUCCAGCCCCCAGCAGAAAAUGGACAAAACGUCCCUGCUUUGGGGUGCCUGUGGUUUUUGGAGAGCAGUUGAAGGUCAUGGCAAACCACAGCUGCCUCCUCCAGCCAAGCCCUCACCAGGGUGGGAUCCAUCCCACUGCCAGCCCCUGCUCUGCAGCCAAGGCUUGUACUGCCAGGAGAGUGGUGCAAAUCAUCAGCAAUGUGCUCUUAUCCCUGCCUUCUUAAUGGGCUAAAAACAGUGGAAAACAGAUCAUUUUCUAUUUUAAUGAUCAAAAGUGUGUUGCCCAUUAUUCACAGCCUACACACAAGAUGUUAUGAUUUUCAAUUUUCCUGCACUGAUUGUUCAGUCCAUUUGGCAGCUGACCUUCAAGUGGUGCUGGUUUAAAAAAAAAAAGGAGGAAAAAAUCCCCAAACAGAAAACCCAAACACCCAUUAUCAGCAUUUCAGACAAGCAAAAUAAUUGAAUGAGGUGUAAGGAUCUCACAUGAAAAAGCUGUGAGCCGAGUUGCCUCUGUUUGCAGCAGCUAGAUGUUUACAUGGCAGUGGGAGAAGUUUGGGUUCAGGAGAGCAUCAGACUGCUUGACUGGGGUUCUGAACAUUGCCCUACAAGCAUCUUCAGCACCAAAAUGGCACUUUUAGAACAAAUUUCUCUAUCUGUUUUUACACUGUUAGGGGCAUUUCACAUCCCUGCUACUGAAAUCAGAGGAUGGCAGCAAGUGUUACACAAGCAAUUUACUGUCAUGUACUGUGCAUAUGGGUAUUAGCCAGGGACAUUUUUAACAACCAAGAGACAUUUCAGCUGAGUGUUGGUCAGAAAAAAGGACAUUUUACCAUCCAGAAACAUCUGCAGCAGGUUCCAGUGCCUGACAUUACUCAACACACUCCCAAAGAGCUGAACCACACAGAGAUUACCUAAAUAAACCAAAAGAGAUGGUAGGGUCUAAGAAGCAAGUGUUCCUGUGGCUUGAAUCUGGAGUAACUUGGUUGAAUUGCAGGUAGUAAAUAGCCUAAUUAAAUAGAUGUAAUGACUUAAAUGCCUGCUAGAAGUCAAAAGGAGAUGCAUGUAUUUUUCCAUCACAAUUUUGAUUGUGUUUACCAAUUUAAGAGGUGAAAUGAAGAAACAUAAGUUCCUGUAAAUUGUUGAUUGGAAAACAUAGAUUUUUACUCUCCUUCAGAUAAUGCUUCCUUGCAAAACAUUAAACUGGAAUAAAUUUCAAGAAAAUCUGUUUAAACAAGUGUCAGUUGUAAAAAUGCUUUAAUCCUGGGUUGACAGGAAUUUAGCCUCCAACUCAUACCAUAAUUGUGACUGCUCUUAACGAGUCAGUCCCACUUUUGAUGUCAGCUCAGGAUUUUUCCACUGUAAGAUCUUUGAAUGAAGAGGACUCAAAGCCAUAUAAGAAGCCAAUCAAACGCGGAUCGCAUUUCUGCUGGUUCAUUAUUUACAGUUUGCGAACAAAAAUGGGUGUUUUGGGCUUGGCACCCCUUCAUUCACAGAAACAUGGUUAUGGAUCCAGGGGGCAGAGGCAGCUGAGGUGCAGCUGCUUUGCAGAGCGGUGCAGAGGCAUUGGCAGAGGCUGUGUAGAACUGGUGGUUAAGGAGACGGUGGAAGAACCCACUGGUGGUGUCCAGGGAACGUUCCUGUGUGUUUUUAAUGCCGUGAAACAUGAUCAAGUAUGAAUUCUCUACGUCUGGGAGGAUGUCAAAUUCCAGGUGACGUUUGGAAUGUUGCAAUUAAGCUACUACAAAGACUUUUCAAAUAAACAGGAGAAAAAAAUGUUGCCUGGGA
Messenger RNA from Taeniopygia guttata (zebra finch), 10791 nucleotides. It is a transcript of the gene KCNK12, whose product is annotated as potassium two pore domain channel subfamily K member 12. Lineage: Eukaryota; Metazoa; Chordata; Aves; Passeriformes; Estrildidae. Gene Ontology annotation, biological process: stabilization of membrane potential; potassium ion transmembrane transport. Gene Ontology annotation, molecular function: outward rectifier potassium channel activity; potassium ion leak channel activity. Gene Ontology annotation, cellular component: plasma membrane. The record is from RefSeq and is a predicted model, not a curated record.